This is a messenger RNA of Alligator mississippiensis (American alligator), 6358 nucleotides long. RefSeq lists its product as uncharacterized. Bases 1 to 924 code for a protein of 307 amino acids. NCBI's taxonomy places the organism in Eukaryota, Metazoa, Chordata, Crocodylia, Alligatoridae. The record is from RefSeq and is a predicted model, not a curated record. The transcript is spliced from 2 exons.
AUGUGCGGGAUAGAGGAGUCGGACUCGGAGCGAGUGAGGUCUCUGCAGCGGACGGGGGGGAGAAGAAGACAGCGCGUUAGAACCGGGGCCUGGCACCCCCACAUGCACGCGUGCUCCCAUGCACACGGAUGCAGCAGCAAGGCCCGGGCGGGCAACGCAGUGGAAAGUCCCCGGGGCCGGGGAGUCCGGCACCGUCCCGCUCUGCCGUGGGGGUCCCGAUGGGCAACCCCCCCGGGGCAGACGGCCUGGCCCCACUGGAGGUGUGAGCUGCAACCAGGCCAGCUCCUGCUGCAGGGACGAGAGCAAGGGGUGACCGGCAGCGCGGCCCCCACCGAGGCCUGGAGCUGUGAGGUUCUCCGGGAGCUCUCGUUGAGGUUGCACCCUCCCAGUGACGAUUUGCCCCCCCAGCGUGGUGCUCCCGGUGGCUGCAGGGGAUUCAGAGCUGGGGGAGCAGGGCCGGGGUCCCGGACUCGGAGCAGAAUUCCACUGCGUUUCCCCGCCUUGCCUCUGCACGCCCGCCCCCCUCCGCCCACAACAGGCGCGUGUCGGAUCCCCGCUCAGAGACGGACAGCGUUAGCCUGGCUGCUGCCCCCGGCCCCGCUCGAGGGGCUGGGGGGGGACGACUCCCACCUCUAUUCCCCCAGCGUCGCAGUUAGAGGGGAGGCCUCCCCACACAAAGCCAUGCCCGAAGGGGUGCUCGACACACGGCUGCCCUGGGAGCUGCUUGCAAGCCAUCCGCCGCUGCACAGGGGUUUGCGCCCUCCCCCAAUCCACCCGCCUGUCGCCUGGUCUUGGCUGAGGGAGGAGGGAAGCGUGGAGCAGCCCGGUCCUGCCGCUAUCCUAGGUCCUUGCAGGAGCAGGAGGCCUGGAGAGCCGGAUACGGCCUCGCAGCCUCAGCCGCCGCCAGCCUUCGGGGUGGGGUAGGUCUGGUUAAGAUGGGUGCAGCCGCCAGGCCCAGCACCCAUCCCGCCGCACUAGAAGUAGGGUAAACGAGUCCUGCUAGACGGCUACGAGGACCCAAGCUGGCCACUUUAAGGCUAGCUUCAGCCCCUCCGUACUAUUACUGCUACUGUGGAGCUUGCUGCUACGUGCCCAUCUUAUUGGUACUUUGUGGUAGCUGGAGCCAACAGUCCAGGAGGAAACGAGAGACAUGGGGGAAGGAAGGGGAGGAGUGGAAGGAUGAGGAUGCAGGGGAAGCCGGGGAACUGGCAGCACCCGGAGCCCUUUGAGACGUGCUCUCCUCCUCAGGGAUGCACCGUGCCGUGCAGGUUGUACGUGAGCUCUGCGUGCCCACGGUCUGCCCGAUAAUAACGCUGCUAAGAUGAGGAGUGUUAGGAAGGCUGUAGCAGAGCUGGAUGGCACCCCAAGAUGCACUUUGAGUGCCAACUCCCUUCUCUAUGUGAAGGAGAAAAAUAUCCCAGGGUGUUUCCUGAAUAGUUUAAUUUUGGGCAAGUCAAAAGGCCAAGGCCCUUCUCAAUCAUAAGGGUCAAGGCCUCAAAAAGAUUCGCGGGACUCUUGGAAGUACCGGGAGGGAUGAAAAGCCAAGCUGAGUCAGGAAGUCAUCCCUCAAUAAGCCUGCAAUUCAGGGUGUUCCCGAAAGAAAACCCAUUGCGUUUCUCCUUCACAUUGGUUGGGAACAAGCUCCCCGAUGGGUGACGCGUGCACUUAGAUGCCCUGGGACGCAGCAGGUAAAGCACGACUGCGCUGGAGAUCAAGGACUGCAUUUCGGUUGGGGGGUCGUGGCGGGCGGGAUCUGGGAUCUCUUAGCUUUCACGUUUGCCAGUUCCCAAAUCCCUUUGGUAAGUCAGGAGUGACCUGGGUCUGACCAGGGUCUUUUCCACAUUCCUCUCUUCCCUUGCAGCCUCCAGCACUGCAGGUGCAAGGUGACCUCGGAGAACCCUCCGCGCUGGUGAAAGACUGAAAGGGAGCACUUCGCGGCCGGCAAUCACACAGGCUCGUUGGGGACCUGCAGGUGCACGUUGGCAGCAAAAGGAGGCAUCCUUCGUGCGGAAAGAGCUGCAAACCAACUCUCCCGAUCUCGUGACGGGAUCAAGGAAUUGGCUGUUCUCUAACCCGAUACCGCAGGUGAAAGCGUUUCACUUUCCGUGGUCCACAAUGGGUCUUUAUCCACCUGCCUUCGUGGGGCCCAGCAAGGACGAGGAAUACAAACCGUUCCUUUUAGUCUGGGAAGGCACAAGUUUGAUCCACCCCAGCUGGAAGACAGCAUCGCUUCCUUCUCACCCUCCAAGGUCAUCGCUCGAGCAGCCCUUGCUGCGGACUUGCCUUCACUAACACAGGCCACGAAGCGGUCCACAUGCUGCUGGAAGUUUGUUAGCAAACUGCGCUCGUUUGUUAUCGUUAAUGAAAUCGAAGCAUCGCCGUUACUGGCUGAUGGCUCGCUAAUCAAAAAACAGUCAUGCAGAGAUACGCUCUCUUCUCAAGUCGCUGACGCAUGUUGGCUGCAUCCGUCUGCUUCUCUCAUCAACUGCUGUGACUGCAAGCGAAGUCGGUGCAGAAGGAGCACUGUCUCCCUGAUGAGAAAUGUUUUCUCUCUGCUUUUACCCAUCCGCAGAAUAACAGCAGGAGCCUGCCAUACGGUCUUGGCUGCCUGUAAUGGAGACCUCUGGAUGGGGAGACGGCUCCAGGUGGCUUUGUGGUGGGAGGAACGUCUGAGGUUUUUUUACGAACGGUCUCUCAAGGAAUCUGAAGAGCUUCUGUACUUUAUAGAAAGUCUUGGACGUGCCAAAGGUGCUUCCGCUUGAUCCAUUUGUAAAUGGGCACUUGGUAUCAAAGACAGCCAGACGUGAUGGCAGUUGGCCAUAGACUGAUGUAGGCACGUGCAGAUUGGUGCAUGGGGACGGUCACAGCAGACAGGUCAAUCGCUGCUGAAAUCCAUUGUCUCUAGGGUCCGGAGCACAUUGUUCCCUUCUGUGCUGGCUACAGGAAAUGGUAGGUCUUAAGCACACUAGCCCCAUGGAAAGAGCUAUGACUUGAUGUGAUGGUUUUAAAGCACCAAAGGAGCCAACGGCAACUCUAGCAUCACCGUGUCACAUGGUGAUGAAGUAGAAAUGCGCGCUCUGGUUGGUGCCGAAGACAAAGGGACGUGUGGUGCCAUGCUGGUGCAAACUGCAGGCCUCACGGACUCAAGGGUGAGCUCACAGGGGCCUAGGGGAUCCCUCUCUCCUCGGCUGUUGAAAUAUUGGGCCUGGUAUGGCCCCCUUGCCUCCUCCCAGACACUCGUCCUUUCCCUUCUGAACCUUCCUACGAGACAAAGCCUUGCAGGAAGGAUCUCUGAGAGCUCCUGAAGCUGUCACUGAGGGGUUUCUGGGCCCAGGUUGGCUUCACACCUCCCUAGACUUCUUGAGUUUGCAGAAGGGCAUGAAAACACUGCCCCCAAGGGAGCCCAUGUCUUCAAAAUGAAGACUGAAGGAGUGGUAGGGAAGGAAUUGGGAGAGGAAACUGAAGACAGAUGUCUCCCUGGAUGCCCUGAAGACACUUAAUUAUCCUAAAUCAGGCUGGAGGAGAUGCCAGACAAGCUCUCACCCCUCUGAGCUAUGCAAUUGGUCCAAUUAAAGGGAUCCACAAACGAAUCUUGCAACUCGCAUGUUCUGCAGACCAUCAGGGCUACACCACGACAGCGCUGCUAAAUCACACGAGCACCAUUAAUGAACCCUGCUCACUCCAGCAGAGCCGAAGCAAGCUAUGCUAGCUGCCGACGCUGGUGCUGCCCCUUAGAUCGCGAGUGGUGGAGAAGGGACUGGAGCAGAGGCUGGCUCAGCACUGAUUUAUAGCCUGCAGUUGGGGCAGAUUGACAAACUGCUCCUUACGAAGCCCCCCGUCUGGGGUUUGCUGAGCACGUGCACACCCAGAGCUGAAUGCACAGCUGGAAGAGGACUCGACACUGGGCACUGCUGCGUUGUUCUACUGCAGCUCCCUGACCAGCCAAUUCGUGAUGAAGUUAUCCCAAUCAAAGUCAAUAGACCAAUGCAUUCAGAAAUAGGCACCGGCUGACUCUUUGUUUUGGCAACUGGGCCGGUGGCCCGAUUUCAGAAAGGCCGAGCAGGCUCCCUACUGAGUGACACACAUAGGGCUGGGAGGGACCUAGAGAGGAUGUGUAGCUCAAUCCCCCUUCACACCAAGGCAGGGUGAAGACAGCUAGGCUAUUCUCAGCUAGCCAGGCUUGCUUUGGCAUGGCAAUCCUGAAUUUCAAAGGCCUGGCACAAUGGAGAAGCCCAUGGGAUGUGCACUCAAGUCCCCCAGGGCUUCCAGAAAAUCCCCACUGCCAAGUCACAGGGAGCUACCAGACGUUCAGCCCUUUUGAAGAGCAGGAGACUAUCCCGAGUGCCAGAGCAAGGACUCAGGACACUUAGCUUCAGGCACCUCCUCCCUGGUAUAGUGUCUGCUGGGUUUUCUUCAGGUGGCCAAAUGCGUUCCCAGCCCGUGAAGGUAAGAUAUCGAUAGAGGGGGACAAGCGGCAGCUUUGUAGAUCGCCAUGCAAUCCUACCCAACCCUGCUCUUCCUAUGUCACAGCUGCGGGCAUCCGGGAUGAUCAAGGGGAAUGGAAAAGGGGUGUAGGAAUGGGUUGGCAUGAAUGGAGAGAAGCAAAUGCCCAAAGAGAAAAGAAUGGAUAAGACAACAGCAUGAGGAAGGCAGAAGAAUGACAAGGGGAGAAAAGAGGGAGUGGGUCCUCAUCUGCCCCUGUCUCAUCUCCCGCAUCAGAAAGGACCUGAGCUUAAUCACUCCAGAGCUCUCUGGGUUGGUGGAAGGAGCCGAUGUGAGGCCACUUCCCUGCCCUUGAAGCUAGGGGCUGUAACCAUAAGACUACACCCCCAGCCCACGGUACCAGUGAGAUACAGGCUCCCCGACAGCGGAGGUAUCCUGGCUGUGCUGCUCAGCCAUGCUGCUCUCCUCUGCACAGCAUAACGGGGUCCUGAAGAGAGGUAACCCCAUCGUUAAUCCCCCAACCCACAAAAACAGCUGUGUGUAGCUCCCUGCUCUAUGGGCUCCUUCUCUGCUUCCCCUUCUCCACCUGGCUGAAACCACUGGUGCUAUCUGAAAGCAGGCGCUGGGAAGCAGAAACCUCUGUGCACAGAGCAUCCGCCCCUGCCCCCCUCCCGCCCGGCAGGCUGUCCAGCCCCGUCAUCCACGACUGACACUGAACGACACACACCAGCCUUCGAAAUCAGAACAGCUCUGACCUUAUUUGUGCCGGAUCCUCUGAAGCCAAUUGCAAAAGAGAAGCAAACAGUGAGGUGUUUAGGCAAGUCUGAUCCGCUGGCCAUGCUUGGGCCCGGUCUUUCGAGAAGAUGCCUGUCAACUGUUCAUUGCAAAUAGGUUUUAACCCCGUGAAUGUAUUUGGGCAGCUGCGUGCAGCACACGGAAGGUGGGGGGUGGAAAAAACGCAUCUCUAAGUACUUGCCAGUUCUCCAAAAAUGACAAACUUUCCCCCCGCCGGGGAAAAGGACGAGCCUAUACGAGACAAUCUCCCUGACCAAGCCUUGCCCUCAUCCAUAUCUGCUGGAUGCAGCUGGAGCAAACGGGAUCCAUAAAUACAUCAGUCUGGAGCACCAGGGAGGGAGUCGGGACAUCUGGGUUCCUAGGUGGCUUCUCUGUACUCAUUUCCCCUCCGUAUACAUCUACUUUGGUUAGUCUAUAAGGUACAAGCCUGCCCUGCCUUCAACUAGUUUCCCCUCUGCUGUGCUCGCCUCUAGCAAGGGUGCUGCCAAGCUGGAGUGAGGUUCAGAAAAGGCUGAGAUGUCUAUACAACAGAAUCCACUGGCUUGCAAGGCUGGGGCCAUUAAAGAUGCAGCUGGACACAAAUGCCAGCAGAGCAGCAGCGGGGAAUGAGCCUGGGUGCGCUUUGGACGACAACCAUUCAUGCUCAACGGAUGCAAGCUCCCAAACAACGAGUGGGGAGAGGAUGCGCACCGCUUGCACCCAGAGCAGAAACAAACCGAUUCCUCUCUUCCUUCAACUAGAAAUAACGUGCAGGUAACAACAGAAGGGUUCAUCCCAGGUCGGCCUGUCCCAGCGACAAGCAGAUUAUUGCAGUCCCUCUGUGCGAUGGGAGCAUCAAGCUUGCACCCUUCUGUCUGUGGCUGGAAGAGCUGAAGGACCAGGCCUUGUGUCCGGUCGGCAGUCAGACAGACCCAGCCCUAAAGACCAAGCUGCUCCCCUGAGUAACUGGUCAUGUUUAGAGAGUGGCUUGCCUAAUGGCGAACGGCACGUCAGGCUGACGGUCAGCUUCUCCCUGGGGUUUUCUUUGUAUUGUAUCAAUGACCUGGGGCUUGGCUGUUGUCACAGAAAGUAUUUUCAAGCCUUUUUGUAUUAAACUCAGACUCAGAUGGGGUUGAUUUAA